Ostreococcus lucimarinus CCE9901 is the source of this 1446-nucleotide messenger RNA. RefSeq lists its product with no specific name. The annotation marks the transcript as partial. The transcript has a single exon. Gene Ontology annotation, molecular function: phosphotransferase activity, alcohol group as acceptor; kinase activity. Gene Ontology annotation, biological process: carbohydrate metabolic process. The record is from RefSeq and is a predicted model, not a curated record. Lineage: Eukaryota; Viridiplantae; Chlorophyta; Mamiellophyceae; Mamiellales; Bathycoccaceae.
GUCGUCGGCGUCGACGGCGGCACCACCGGCAUCCGCGCCGGUGUCUUCACCCUCACCGGCGUCCCGCUCGCGUUCGCCGACGUCCCGUACGCCACCUCGCACCCCGCGCCCGGUCGCGCCGAGCAAGUCCCCGCGUCGUGGCUCGACGGGCUCGCGACCGCCAUCGCCGAGGCGCGGCGCCUGUGCGGCGUCGACGCGCGCGACGUCGCGGCCGUGUGCGUCGACACGACGUGCUGCUCGGUCGUCGCGCUCGACGCGCGCGGCGACGCGAUCGGGAACAGCGUGCUGUGGAUGGACGUCCGCGCGAGCGACGAGGCGACGGCGUGCGUCGAGACGGAAGACGACGCGCUUCGCGUCAACUGCGCGGGCGCGGGACCGGUGAGCGCGGAGUGGAUGGUGCCCAAGGCGCUGUGGCUGAAGCGAAACGACCGGGAGCGGUACGACAGAGCGACGAUGAUUUGCGAGUAUCAGGAUUACGUAAACCUGUGGCUCACGGGACGGUACUGCGGGUCGAUGAACAACGUCGGCGUGCGGUGGCACUUCGACGGCGACGGGAGACCGCCGAUGACGAUGUUAGAAAAGCUUGGGUGCGCGGAGUUGGUGGAAAAGUGGCCGAAGGAGAUAUUACCGAUGGGCGCGGCGGUGGGCGGGAUGACGGCACGAGCGGCGGCGGCGUGCGGGUUGCUCGAGGGCACGAAGGUGAUUCAGGGAGGCGCGGACGCGUUCGUGGGAAUGGUCGGGCUGGGAGUCAUCGAACCGGGGCAGUUAGCGCUGAUCACGGGCUCGUCGCACCUGCACUUGGGCGUCGCGGAGGAGGAAUUUCACGCGAAGGGUAUCUUCGGGACGUAUAGAAACGCGCUCGUGGAGAGCGCGCCGUUCGUCGUCGAGGGUGGUCAGACGAGCACGGGGUCCGUGGUGAAUUGGUUUAAGAAUUUAUGCGGCGGCGGCGAUUCGUUUUACGACGACAUGAACCGCGAAGCGAGCGCGAUCCCGCCUGGAUGCGAAGGCGUCGUCGCGCUCGACCACUUUCAAGGCAACCGAACCCCGCACGUGGACGCACUCAGCCGCGGAGUGAUCUCCGGUCUCACGCUCAAGCACUCGAAAGCGCACGUGUUCCGUGCGAUUUUGGAGGGCGUGUGUUGCGGUACGCGAUUGAUUUUUGAAACCAUGACCCGCGGAGGGUACGAACCGAAGGAAGUCGUCAUCGCCGGCGGGGCGACGCGAAGCGAACUUUGGUUACAGAUUCACGCCGACGUCACGGGAGUGCCGCAUGUCGUCACCGAGUGUUCGGACGCCCCCGCGCUCGGUUGCGCAAUACUCGCCGCCUUCGGCGCGGGGUUGUUUGGAAGCGUGCGCGAAGCCGUCGCGGCGAUGGUUCGCAAAUCGCGCGUCAUCAGUCCGAACCCAGAGGCACACGCAGCGUAUGCCGACGUGUACGCCGCGUAC